AAGGUCCAACUCUGUUAAGUUCAGUCUCAUUUUACAGAGAAAUGAGGAGAGAGAGAAGUGUUUCGUCUUGUUCCUUGAGAGGCUCAACUUCGGCUUUCUUUAACACUGAAGCACCGUAAACAAACAUAUUCUACUAAUCAGUCAUUAAUCUUCGAUUUAGAAAUUUAAUUAAGCUCCUUUGCCUUUUAUUUCUGCAUUAUAUUGCAGACUUACUGAGCUACAGAGAUCGAAACUGUUCGAUUCAAUUUUCUUUCCCUAGAAGCAAAAUGAUGUCUCCGAAACCAACCGGUGAAGAUAGAGGAUCUCCUCAUUUCAGGCACACCCCUUUGCAGAUAAUUCAUAUUAUUGGAAACUUCUUGAGAAUAUGGUCUGUUUACUCCAUGUAUCGUUAUUUGUCUCAAACCGGUGCUUCAGUGGUACUCUUUAUCUUUAGUUGUCUGGUUCCAUCGUCCAUACUGUUCUUAACUUUGCAAAAGCCUUGGAAGGGGAGACCACUCUCUAAUCAACAAGUAGUGCCAUCUAUCAUAAAUGGUGCCAUAACAGCUUUAUACUUCAUCUUGUGGGUAAAGGGACUCAAGUCAUGUGGGCCACUUAGAGCUAUAUUGGCGGAGUACUCUGGUGCUGUUCUUGGAGUAUUAUCUGCUGCAUUAUAUGGUCGACGAAGCCAUCUAUGGAAAAAGGUAGGUGGACUGAUUGCAAUGCUGAUGUCUUUCUACUUUUUAUCUCAAGGGUGGGCGAUGGCUACAUAUUCUCCGUUUUCAUUCAAAGACACUGAUGAUGCUGAGGACCACACAGAAGAAGUUUUGAGCUUUAAAGAUAUGAUAAUUCCAAUUCUUGCUGGAAUAUUAUCAGCUUUAAGAAGGGUAAUUGCAAGGCGUGUUUCACUCAAGAAUCAACUUAAAAGGAGGCUUCAUGCAAUAACAAUUACCUCUGCAACGUGUUUUCUGUUUCCUGUGGCCAUGUGGGAUUUCAUUAUUGGAUCAACCUCUGAUAGCAGCAUUGAGUUGCCGUUUUCAGCUUGGGCAUUUCUGAGCACUAUUCUUUUUGGAGUUAUCUUGAUAUUUUAUGUUGAUGGUGUUGCAGAGGAGAGAUUGCACAUGGUUUUCUCUUCUCCAAGGCACUUAUUGGUAGCUGGAGGAUGCAUCAUUAUUUUAGAAAUUGUCUACAAAAUGGACUUCUCUCUACCAGGAUUCAUCAUUUGCGCAUUGAUUUUGGGCUUUGGCAUAUAUCAAGCCACCUCUUUGGAACGAAGUAAAAAGGGUUCUUUGCAGCAUUCAGACCCAUCAAAUGGCAUUCUGGAAGAAGAAAUACAAAUGGCUUCACUGCCAACUUGAAAGCAUCAACGUUUCUCUUUCAAGAUCAUCGGAUAUACACAACACUUUGAGCAAGUUUCACAGCAAGUAAACUGUUUUUCUUUAACAUGCUUAUCACCUUUUCUGAUGCAAAUGAAGCAUUAAAUUGAAUAUUGAGGAAAAAUGACAAGUCUAUAGUUAGAUACUCUUACAUGCAUAAUUCUCAUUGAUGGCUGACUGGUUGUAGGAAAGUGUAUAGAAAUCCUGUAAAUGCAUUCGAAGCACUUGAUUUUUUGAUCUGUUGUUGUAGCCUUCAUAUUUCUAAACUUACCCAAAACCAUCUAAUUCUGGGCUUAUACUCCCCAUAUCACGUGCAUGUUCACCCAUGCUCUGCCAUUUUCUGUAAUUUUUUUUUUAGGAGAUCGAGUUUGAUUACUGUUUAUCCUUUAUUUUAUUUAUUUAUUUAUUCAAUCUUACUGUUUA
This is a messenger RNA of Jatropha curcas, 1775 nucleotides long. Its product is annotated as zinc transporter. The record is from RefSeq and is a predicted model, not a curated record. NCBI's taxonomy places the organism in Eukaryota, Viridiplantae, Streptophyta, Magnoliopsida, Malpighiales, Euphorbiaceae.